Lathyrus oleraceus (garden pea) is the source of this 2882-nucleotide messenger RNA. Its product is annotated as probable LRR receptor-like serine/threonine-protein kinase At1g05700. Gene Ontology annotation, biological process: protein phosphorylation. The record is from RefSeq and is a predicted model, not a curated record. Gene Ontology annotation, molecular function: ATP binding; protein binding; protein kinase activity. The transcript has 13 exons. Lineage: Eukaryota; Viridiplantae; Streptophyta; Magnoliopsida; Fabales; Fabaceae. Bases 18 to 2654 code for a protein of 878 amino acids.
CAUUAGUUGUAUGCCUAAUGAAGCAAACAAUGGUGGGAAUGUUGAUGCAUUUUCUUUCACUACUCCUUGGUGUCCUUCCUAUUUUGGUUUUGAUACAAGCUCAGGAUCAAUCAGGAUUCAUAAGCAUAGACUGUGGUCUACCUGAACAUUCGAGCUAUGCUUCGACAAGCACAGGCAUAAAUUACAUUUCAGAUGCUAAAUUCAUAGAUACAGGUGUAACUAAAAUAAUACCACCCCCUCUAGGCAACACUAUUCUACAGCAACUACAAUAUGUGAGAAGUUUUCCUAGUGGAGUGAGAAAUUGUUACAGAAUAAAUGUAACAAAUGGUACUAAGUAUUUAAUCAGAGCUUCUUUUUAUUAUGGAAACUAUGAUAAUCUAAAUGAGCCACCAGAAUUUGAUAUUCAUUUUGGACCUAAUGCGUGGGAUACAGUGAAGUUCAUCAACUUAUCACGCAUCACAUCCAGUGAGAUCAUUUACACUCCAUCACUAGAUUACAUACAACCAUGUCUUGUUAACACAGGCAAAGGAACUCCUUUCAUUUCAGUUAUAGAAUUGAGAACUUUGAACAAUAAAGCUUAUGUCAUAUAUUCCCCUAAAUCAGUACUAUCAGUCCUUUUUCGAUAUGAUAUGGCUUCCAUCACAAAUUUAGAAUACAGAUACAAGGAUGAUGUUUAUGACCGGGUCUGGUUUCCUUUUAAAUGGGAUGCGAUGAAAAAACUAAGCACCGAUGAGGAUGUUUUAAAUUCGGAUAGUUUUGAGCCACCAUCAAUUGUUAUGAGCACUGCCGUUACACCAUUUAAUGCCAGUGCCCCAAUACAAUUGUUUUGGGAUUCAGAUGAUGUAAAUGACCAAUACUACUUCUACAUGUACUUUAAUGAGGUUGAGAAGCUGGCUGAAAAUGAAACUAGAGAAUUCAAUAUCAUGAUGAAUGGAGAACUUAUGUAUGGACCUGAGAUACCUCCAUACCGAUCAGUUGAUCCCAUAAUUAGUACAUCAGCUUUGACUGGAGCCAAAAGGUAUACAUUUUCCCUUGAGAAGACAGAAAAUUCAACCCUUCCACCCAUCCUCAAUGCCAUGGAGUUUUAUAAACUAAUAGACUUCUCACUAUCAGAAACUCAACAGGAUGAUGUUGAUGCUAUCACAAACAUCAAGAAGACUUAUGGGGUGACUAGAAAUUGGGAAGGAGAUCCAUGUGGUCCUGUGAAGUAUAUGUGGGAAGGUCUAAACUGCACUAUGAAUGAUGGCCUUGACCCUCCAAGAAUCACAUCUUUGAAUUUGUCUUCAAGUGGAUUGACAGGGCAGAUAGCAUCUUCUAUAUCAAAGCUCACCAUGUUGCAGUAUUUGGAUUUAUCCAAUAAUAGCUUAAAUGGUUCCUUACCUUAUUUCUUGGUGGAACUAAGGUCACUAAAAGUACUAAAUGUGAGAUAUAACAAUUUUACAGGAUUAAUUCCAAGUGAACUCCUUGAAAGAUCAAAAACAGGUUCUUUGUCACUAAGUGUAGAUGGUGAUAGUAAUAGUGAUAGUGAUAGUAUUCCCCCAACAAAAUCAGGCAAAAACAAGAAUUUGUCUGUACCGCUUACUGCAUCAUUUUCGGCAUUAGGUGUAAUCCUUUUGAUUUUGCUUGGAUUUUGGAUAUUCAGAAGACAUAAAGUUACGUCUUCAAAUUCUAAGAAAGAAGAUUCAAAGAAUUCAAAACAACAAGUAUUCAGCUAUGGAGACAUUAUAAAUAUUACUGAAAACUUCAAAACUAUUAUUGGAGAAGGAGGAUUUGGAAAAGUGUACAUUGGCAUUCUACAAGAUCAAACUCAUGUCGCUGUUAAAAUGCUUUCAAGAUCAUCGAUACAAGGUUAUAAGGAAUUUCAAUCCGAGGCACAACUUCUAACGAUUGUUCAUCAUAAAAAUUUGGUCUCUCUCAUUGGAUAUUGUGAUGAAGGUGAUAUGAAAGCAUUGAUUUAUGAGUACAUGGCCAAUGGAAAUCUACAACACUUGUUAGGGGGAAAUUCAAAUAUCUUAAAAUGGAAUGAUAGACUUAACAUUGCAAUUGAUGCGGCAUACGGAAUUGAUUAUAUGCAUAAUGGAAUUAAACCCCCUAUUGUGCAUAGAGAUUUGAAGCCUUCCAACAUAUUAUUGGAUGAUAAAAUGCAUGCCAAGAUUGCAGAUUUUGGUCUAAGUAGAGUUUUUUUUAAUGACAUUGAUUCACAUAUAUCAACGCGUCCGGCUGGUACAUUUGGUUAUCUUGAUCCUGAAUGUCAGAGAACGGGAAACAUAAGUAAACGAAAUGAUGUGUAUAGCUUUGGGAUAAUUUUAUUUGUGUUGAUUACGGGUCGUCAAGCGAUAGAAAGAGUCGCUGGAAAAAGCAUUCACAUACUUGAAUGGGUUACUCAUAUAAUCGAUAGAGGAGAUAUUAAAAAUAUCGUUGAUCCAAGAUUGGAGGGGAAAUUCAACAUGAAUUCGGCAUGGAAAGUGGUAGAGAUUGCAAUGUCAUGCAUUUUGGAAGCUGCAAAUGAAAGGCCAGACAUAAGCCAAAUAUUGGCAGGGCUAAAUGAAUGUUUAUCUAUGGAAAUGGUUCAAAUAAAUAAAGGAAGAGAAAGAGGUAUAGUUGAAUUUCCUUCUGUAAAUAUGGGACUUCAAUCUUCUCCUUUAGCUAGGUAACCACUCUAUGAUGAUGUGUUUAUUCUAUAUUCAGUGUGAGUUUGGAUUUUCUAGUAUGAUAGUUUUUAUUUUGAAAGUUUGAUAAGAGAGAACAAAGAGGUUGUUUACCAACUACUAUUGUGUGACUGAUGCUUAAUUAAAAGCAAUAUUUUCCUCCUAAUAUAUAAGGAAGAAUAAUGUGUAUGAAACAUAAAUAAAUUGUUAGUUUCUUACAUUUAUUUUACUAAA